Lodderomyces parapsilosis is the source of this 858-nucleotide messenger RNA. It is a transcript of the gene IPP1, whose product is annotated as inorganic diphosphatase. The record is from RefSeq and is a predicted model, not a curated record. NCBI's taxonomy places the organism in Eukaryota, Fungi, Ascomycota, Pichiomycetes, Serinales, Debaryomycetaceae. Gene Ontology annotation, cellular component: nucleus; cytoplasm. The transcript has a single exon. Gene Ontology annotation, biological process: phosphate-containing compound metabolic process. Gene Ontology annotation, molecular function: magnesium ion binding; inorganic diphosphate phosphatase activity. The coding region runs from base 1 to 858 and encodes 285 amino acids.
AUGUCUUUCCAAACACGUCAAGUUGGUGCUGCUAACACUUUGGAGUACAAAGUUUACCUUGAAGAAAACGGCAAACCAAUUUCUCCAUUCCAUGAUAUUCCAUUGUACGCUAAUGAAGAGAAAACCAUCCUCAACAUGAUUGUUGAAGUUCCAAGGUGGACCAAUGCCAAAUUGGAAAUCUCCAAAGAUAUCAAAUUGAACCCAAUCAUUCAAGAUACCAAAAAGGGUAAAUUGAGAUUUGUUCGUAACUGUUUCCCUCACCAUGGAUACAUUCACAAUUAUGGUGCAUUCCCACAAACUUGGGAAGAUCCAAAUGUCACCCACCCAGAAACCAAAGCCAAAGGUGACAAUGAUCCAUUGGAUGUUUGUGAAAUUGGUGAAAAAGUUGCCACUGUUGGUGAAAUUAAGCAAGUUAAAGUCUUGGGCGUAAUGGCUCUUUUGGAUGAAGGUGAAACUGAUUGGAAAAUCAUUGUUAUUGAUGUCAAUGAUCCAUUGGCUCCUAAAUUGAACGACAUUGAAGAUGUCGAAACCCACUUGCCAGGUUUAUUGAGAGCCACUAAUGAAUGGUUUAGAAUCUACAAAAUUCCAGAUGGAAAACCAGAAAACCAAUUUGCAUUCAGUGGUGAAUGUAAGAACAAAAAAUAUGCAGAAGAAGUCAUCAAUGAGACUCAUGAAGCUUGGGAGAAAUUGAUUGCUGGUCAAAGUGCUGAUUCAAAGGGAAUUGAAUUGGUAAACACUACUUUAUCAAAGACUGCUACUUAUGAUCCAAAUGUCGACAUUCCAUCUGCUGCUCCAGCUACAGCUGCUCCAAUUGAUAAGUCAAUUGACAAGUGGUUCUUUAUCUCUGGUGCUCACUAA